Equus caballus (horse) is the source of this 3229-nucleotide messenger RNA. RefSeq names its product solute carrier family 16 member 1 (gene SLC16A1). Gene Ontology annotation, molecular function: monocarboxylic acid transmembrane transporter activity. Gene Ontology annotation, cellular component: plasma membrane. NCBI's taxonomy places the organism in Eukaryota, Metazoa, Chordata, Mammalia, Perissodactyla, Equidae. The record is from RefSeq and is marked validated. Gene Ontology annotation, biological process: monocarboxylic acid transport; transmembrane transport.
AAAAUUAAUGCCUGCAGCAGUUCUAUUAACGUAAUUUUAGAGUCCAGACUAUUUCCUUCAGCAGAACUGAACUGUUAAAUAGCUUUUUAUUGCAUUCAUUCUGGUAGAAAUUUCAAGAAGCUUCAACUUGUAAAUAUUUUCAUCCCACCUGAAUCAUAGAUAUUUGGAUUUUAACUGCAUUUGGAAUUCAUCUACACUUAAAAUGCCACCGGCGGUUGGAGGUCCAGUUGGAUACACUCCCCCAGAUGGAGGCUGGGGGUGGGCAGUGGUAGUUGGAGCUUUCAUUUCCAUUGGUUUCUCUUAUGCAUUUCCAAAAUCAAUUACUGUGUUUUUCAAAGAAAUCGAAAGUAUAUUCAAUGCCACCACCAGUGAAGUGUCAUGGAUAUCCUCCAUCAUGUUGGCUGUCAUGUAUGGUGGAGGUCCUAUCAGCAGUAUCCUGGUGAAUAAAUAUGGCAGUCGUCCAAUCAUGAUUCUUGGCGGCUGCUUGUCAGGCAGUGGCCUGAUUGCGGCUUCUUUCUGUAACACUGUGCAGGAACUUUACUUGUGUAUCGGUGUCAUUGGAGGUCUUGGGCUUGCCUUCAACUUGAAUCCGGCUCUGACCAUGAUUGGCAAGUAUUUCUACAAGAGGCGACCCUUGGCAAAUGGACUAGCCAUGGCAGGCAGCCCUGUGUUCCUGUCUACCCUGGCCCCCCUCAAUCAGGCUUUCUUCGGUAUCUUUGGCUGGAGAGGAAGCUUCCUAAUUCUUGGGGGCUUCCUAUUAAACUGCUGUGUGGCUGGAGCCCUGAUGCGGCCAAUAGGGCCCAAGCCAACCAAUGCAAAGAAAGAGAGGUCUAAAGAAUCCCUUCAGGAAGCCGGAAAACCUGAUGCACAAAAAGGGGCAGGUGAUGCAAAUACAGAUCUUAUUGGAGGAUACCCCAAGGAGGAGAAACAGUCAGUCUUCCAAACAAUUAAUAAAUUCCUGGACUUAUCCCUGUUCACACACAGAGGCUUCUUGCUAUACCUCUCUGGAAAUGUGCUCAUGUUUUUUGGACUAUUUACUCCUUUAGUCUUUCUUAGUAAUUAUGGCAAGAGUCAGCAUUACUCUAGUGAGAAGUCCGCCUUCCUUCUUUCCAUUCUGGCUUUUGUCGACAUGGUAGCCAGACCUUCUAUGGGACUUGUAGCCAACACAAAGUGGAUAAGACCUCGAGUUCAGUAUUUCUUUGCUGCUUCUAUCGUUGCAAAUGGAGUGUGUCAUCUGCUAGCACCUUUAUCCUCCAGCUAUAUUGGGUUCUGUGUCUAUGCGGGAUUCUUUGGAUUUGCAUUUGGGUGGCUCAGCUCCGUAUUGUUUGAAACACUGAUGGACCUUGUUGGACCUCAGAGGUUCUCCAGCGCUGUGGGAUUGGUGACCAUUGUGGAAUGCUGUCCUGUCCUGCUGGGGCCACCACUUUUAGGUCGUCUCAAUGACAUAUAUGGAGACUACAAAUACACAUACUGGGCGUGUGGCAUAAUCCUAAUCGUUGCGGGCAUCUAUCUCUUCAUUGGCAUGGGCAUCAAUUAUCAUCUUCUGGCAAAAGAACAGAAAGCAGAGAAGAAGCAGAGAAAGGAAAGUAAAGAGGUUGAGACCGGUGUGGAUGUUGCUGAGAAACCAAAGGAAGUUACCAAUGCAGCAGGAUCUCCAGAGCAGAAAGGCACAGAAGGAGACCCCAAAGAGGAGAGUCCACUCUGAACCCAUGGGGCUGAAGGGUAAAUGGAGCAACUUGUGACCCAAGAUAUCGGAAAAUGUUCUGCUGGCCUGUAAUCUACCAGUGGUGCUCAAUGCAAAUAGCGGACAUUCAUAUGGAAAUCAUACCAGGUGUUAGUUGAUGGAAUUUUUGUUUCACUCCUUACCAGUAGCCUGAAUUAAAAAUGCCAUAUCUUUUGGGGGAGGGAGUGGUUGGCAAAGAAUGAGGGAAGAACGUCUUUUUUUUUUUUUUUUUUAAUUUUAGCUUUUAACAGUUACAUAAAGAUUAUAGUAUGUGCCUUAAGUUUUAGUCUUUAGAACUCUUUAGGGAGCCUUAACUUUUUAAACCAUUUUGCUGAAUUCAUCUAUUUUAAGUGUCACAUUAAAAGAAAAAGUAACUAACUUGUUUGAAGCAAAUCUAAAAUUUUAAAUUAUUCUUGCUUCAUUGUAAUGUGUAAUAUAUUGUCAGACAUUGUCACUGGAAGAUUUAUGAAUAGAAAUAUUGGUUGGAAGUUGGGGGUUUUGUAAAAUUCUGACUAAAAUAUUUUGCUAGCAUCAGUAGUUGCCUGGCAUGUGUGCCUGCUAGCUAUCUAUAUAUUUAGGAAAUUUAAAGCAUAAAACUUGGGAAACAUCUUGGCUGUUCUAGACACGUACUCAUAAACACCCCUCUAGUAUCUUUUCUUGGGAUGCUUACUAGAAGCCUAGUGCUUGAGAGUUGAUUUCAUUAAAUUAUAUUUUUGCUCCCCUUUUCAGAGACCUAUUUUGAGUGGUUAUAGAUCAUUGCCCUUUUGAGAUCACUUAGUAUGAUUUUUUUCACUGUAAAAAUUAGUAUUAAAACAUAGAAAACUAUAUAUUUUUGCCUCCUUAGUAAGUACAACAUAUCUAAUUAAAUGUAGACAGAUAUUUCAAACAGCCGCUGCAUUCAGCUUAGGUUUUUCCAAAACCUCAGUUGAACUGUGAGACUUGGAAUCUUUUUGUUUUUCUUGGAAUUUUCUCCCUUUGAUCCAUAGUGGUUCCGUUUAUAUCUGCAUCUAGCUUAGAGCUGGGUGUAAGAUAGUCAGUCUUUGUAUGUUUACGGUUUUUUACCCCCCAAUGUUUGCUAAUUAAAGAGAGCCAGAGAAAUUUGGCCCCAGGCAAACCAAUAAAGGAUAAGAUUGGCAGGGAAGUUGCUAAGUGUACUUAGUUUCAAUUCAUAAUUCCUUUUCUUUUUUCUGAGAAGGCCUUAAAGAAAAUUAGGCUUUGCUUAGAAUUAUUGUUCACAUUCUUACUCUUGACACAAAUAUAAAGAUUUGUGAUCCUUUCACUUACCUGAAAAGUAGAGAAAUGGGUUUAUUUUAAGGAUAGAGGGAGGACAGACCAGAAUGAAACUGUAUUUCUUAGCCUAAUAUCUUUUAAGUUGAGGCAGGAAGAUAAUGAUAGACAUUCAAUGAACUAUAUUCAAUGCAUUCUAAAGUAGCAUUGUAAUUGACAGAGUGAAGGUAUAGAAACCUUGUGUAAGAAGCUGGCUUUUCCAAAUAAACUUUUUUUUUU